Molecule: messenger RNA, 1077 nt
Organism: Clonostachys solani
Lineage: Eukaryota; Fungi; Ascomycota; Sordariomycetes; Hypocreales; Bionectriaceae
Source: the annotation of a GenBank genome assembly
AUGGCUGAUACAGGCAUUUCCACCGGGUCUGGUAUCUCCCAGAACACUUACCUCGGUGCGGGGAUUGUCCUGUCCGUCGUCUCCAGCGGCUUCGUCACCGCUCGAAUGACCUCAAACUACUUGACAAAGUCUACCGGCCUUGACGAUGCCUUUGCGGUUCUUGCUGUGGCUUCCCUAGUCAUCAGUCUCGCCUUGACCUAUCGUCUCGUGGGAUACCUAUCGGAUCCGGCGGUAGAUAUCACCGGGCUUAUCACGAUGUCUCACGUCACGAACUGGUUCACCCCGAUCGCCAUGUGGAGCAGUAAAGUACCUGUCCUCCUUCUCUACGUCAGGCUGUUCGGCAUCAAGCGAUGGCUCCGAUACACCUGCUGGAUCUUGGUUGUUGUGACCGGUCUCAUUUUCACUGCGGGAGCAGCCUAUACCAGCGCCAUUUGCAACACAAAUGGCAAUCCCAUCACCCCCGUGUUCAUGUUGGAGUGCUCCAAUGCCGCCUCGCAUGCUGGCGUUGCUCUCGGAACAGUCGCCAUCGUUACCGACGUUAUCAUCUUCGUUCUCCCUCUCCCGAUCAUCGUAAAGCUGAAGAUGUCGGCGCGCAGGAAGGGGGGACUAUUUCUGGUCUUCUUCACUGGUUUGCUCCCAGGGGGUCCGGCUGACAAGAAACCCAGCGGAAUAAUUGCCAGCGCCAUUUCGACGUACUACAAGUACUCCUCCCUCAACGGAUCAUCUGUCGGCAUGACCAAUUCCAUGAUCACCACGCUUGUCGAGUGUACCGUUGCCAUCAUGGUUGGCUGCGUCCCGGCCAUCGCGUCCCUGGGAAUCCGACUCAAUAAAGAAGGAGGUUUGCUAUCGAGAUGGUCAGCAACGCUUUCACGAAGACUUCUGUCGAAAGACUCUCGCACAGGCGACCAGUCUAGGCAAUGGUCUCGCUCUGGGGCGGAGCAGCUGCGAGACAGCACCGACAAGAUCAAUUCCUCGAACCAGUGGGACGAGAUUAACUCCAUGCCGGGAUCAAGAGACCAUACCUCUGAUAUUCCCCUCUCACAUGUCCGCGGGCCUAAAAUGGCAUCAAGGGGCUGA